AUGUCGUCUGGCGCUCAUGCCGGCUUGAACGAAGCCGACGGGUCUCACGGACGUAGAGACUCGUAUGGCAGCACGGACAGCUUGGACAAGAAGGGCGACGAGUCUGGUCGUCCGAUCGCUUUGACGAGGGUACAUGGUGAUGGUCACGACGGCGAGUCUUUUGACGCUGUACCGCAAGAGAAGCGGACCAUUGGCUUGGUCUCCGCCAUCUUCCUCAUCUUCAACCGUGUCAUCGGCACUGGCAUCUUCGCCACACCCUCCUCCAUCCUGGCGAGCGCAGGCUCUGUCGGCCUCGCCCUCUUCAUGUGGGUCAUUGGCGCGCUCAUCGCCACUGCCGGUCUGGCAGUAUAUGUCGAGUUCGGCACUGGACUACCGCGGUCCGGCGGAGAGCUCACAUACUUGAGCUACAUCUUCACUCGUCCACGGUAUCUCGCAGUCGCUAUGUUUGCUGCAUACGCUGUCACGAUGCCAUGGCCAGCAGGCAACUCUGUUGUUUUUGGAGAAUACAUCUUGCUCGCAGCAGGCGUGGAGCCUACACAGUGGAACCAGCGCGGCAUCGGAAUCGGCUGCGUUACCUUUGCUCUCAUCAUGCAUGGCGUCUUCCUCAAGUGGGGAUUACGACUACAAAACGCGCUUGGCCUAUUCAAGAUCGCCAUCCUCCUGCUGAUCUCUAUCUCUGGCUGGGCAGCCUUGGCGGGCCGCAUCAAGCUUCCUGAGGACCAGAAGCCACACAACUUCGACAACGCGUUCGCCGGCACCUCGAGCAACGCCAACGCGUUCGUGACGGGCCUCUACAAUGUCAUUUGGUCGUUCAUCGGCUACUCCAACGUCAACUACGCUCUCUCCGAGGUCAAGAACCCUGUCCGUACUCUCAAGAUCGCGGGCCCGCUUGCGAUCGGCUCCGUAUCGAUUGUAUACAUGCUCGUCAACGUCGCCUACUUCGCCGCGGUCCCCAAGGCCGACAUCUUGACAUCCGGACAAACCGUUGCCGCGUUGUACUUCGAGAACAUGUUCGGACAGUCCGCCAGCAAGGCGUUGAGCGUGUUCGUCGCUCUUAGCGCCCUAGGAAACGUCAUGGCUGUGCUAUUCAGUCAGGGUCGUAUCAAUCAAGAGCUCGGACGUAUGGGUGUCCUCCCGUUCUCGAGGUUCUGGGCGUCGAACAAGCCGUUCAACGCGCCGUUCGCGGGUCUCGCACUUCAGUGGCUGAUGUGCGUGAUCAUCAUCGUUGCGCCGCCGCCUGGAGACGCGUACAACCUAAUCUUGAACAUGGUCUCGUAUCCCCUAGCCAUCAUCAACUCGUUCAUCAGCGGCGGUUUACUCCUGCUCGGAUACACGCCCCUGGGCGCGCGCCUAUCCUUCGUAUGGUCCCCGCCCUUCCGCGCUUCGUUUCCCGUCGUUGCGUUCUUCUUCCUCUCGAACCUGUUCCUCACCUUUGCGCCGCUCGUUCCGCCCGCACCGGGUCAGAGUGUCUACGAGAGCCUGCCGUACUGGCUGCACGUCGUUAUUGGUGCGGGUAUUUUCGUCAUCGGCGCGAUCUACUGGGUGUUCUGGGCGAAGGUACUGCCGAAGGUUGGGAGGUACCAGCUGGUCAAGAAGGAGGAGGUGCAGUAUGAUGGCGUCCCCCGGGAUGUGUUCGUGCGGGUGCCGAUUGGCGCGGAGCAUUAG
This is a messenger RNA of Peniophora sp. CBMAI 1063, 1665 nucleotides long. Lineage: Eukaryota; Fungi; Basidiomycota; Agaricomycetes; Russulales; Peniophoraceae. The record is from the annotation of a GenBank genome assembly.